Messenger RNA from Rhododendron vialii, 1259 nucleotides. RefSeq names its product ADP-ribosylation factor-like protein 8c. Gene Ontology annotation, biological process: protein transport. Bases 406 to 960 code for a protein of 184 amino acids. The record is from RefSeq and is a predicted model, not a curated record. The transcript has 6 exons. Gene Ontology annotation, molecular function: GTP binding; GTPase activity. Lineage: Eukaryota; Viridiplantae; Streptophyta; Magnoliopsida; Ericales; Ericaceae.
GGACGGCUCGGAUGGGUGUUAUCCCUUCCCCGAGUUCGCAAAAAGAGAAAAUAACAUUGGAAAAGCCAUGCCAGAUAUAGGAUCUUCCAUGCCACGGGGAGGCCAUACAAGAGGUCACGUAUUCACGUCCAAUGGCGCUACUCUGUUUUCCCUCGCAUUUAGUAUUUUUACGGGGGCGGCAAAAUUACCAGAAAACUGACAAAAAUCGAAAUGAGAUUCUCUUGUCAGUCGGCGAAGUUUCGUUUCCUUCGCCAAAACUCUCUCUGUCUUCUUCCUCGCUCUCUCUUGCUUCGAUUGCUUUCAGACGAUACCCAAAAACACCCCAAAGCUAGGAGCUUUUCUCGUUUUCUUGAUUGGGAUUUUCCUCUGAGAGACUCUUGUUUCUUUCCUCUGGGUACUUAAAAAAUGUGGCUGUGGGAUUCCCUCCUCAAUUGGCUCCGCAGCUUCUUCUUUAAGCAAGAAAUGGAGCUCUCCCUCGUGGGACUUCAAAGUGCGGGAAAGACAUCUCUUGUUCAUGCAAUUGCUACGGGAGGCUACAGCGAGGACAUGAUUCCAACUGUGGGAUUUAAUAUGCGAAAAGUUACGAAAGGUAAUGUAACAAUUAAGCUUUGGGACCUCGGAGGCCAACGGAGGUUUCGCGGCAUGUGGGAGCGGUACUGCCGAGGGGUCUCCGCAAUAGUAUAUGUUGUUGAUGCGGCAGAUAGAGACAGUAUUCCAAUAUCUCGAAGCGAGCUACACGACCUGUUGACAAAACCAACCUUAAGUGGCAUACCUGUGCUUGUUCUCGGUAACAAAAUCGACAAGUCAGAAGCUAUUUCGAAGCAAGCACUGAUGGAUCAACUAGGUCUUGAAUCGAUCAGCGAGAGAGAAGUGUGCUGCUACAUGAUCUCAUGCAAAGAUUCUGUAAACAUUGACGCGGUUAUUGACUGGCUUAUAAAACACUCGAGGACAGUAAAAUGAUUCCACGGUUAGACCUAUCUUUCCCUAUUUUCUGAUUGCUUAAGAACAGAUUUAGGUGAAGGACUUCUUUUUUCACGGAUCGGCCCGGUAAUUAGAACUGAUGGUCAAUCCUUCUUGACUCUUGAGGGAAGCAGUACCUGUUUUUAGUUGGAUUUGUUCUUUCGCAUAUUUUCGUACUUCAGAUGGGAAUGACAUUAGUUCUGUUCUUCAGAUUCAACAUUUCUUCUGUUUGUAUUUGAAUGCUGUUGUAAGGGGAGCAAGAGAAGCCUUGGUUGACUUUAACUUGGCAGUUUGGAUCA